UGGGAGGAUCCACUGAGAAAUUAUAGUGCCCCAAAAUUUGAAACUUCCUUAUUACCAGGCUAGACCUAUAUAACUACACUAUACUUUCUUUGAUAAUUAUUUUUCUUUUUACUUUAGGUCAUCAUGCACGUGUGUAUAUAUAUAUACACACACACCAUAUGAAGACGUGUGUGUAUGGGCAUACACGAGAGAGGGAGAAGCUGGGAGGAUCCACUGAGAAAUUAUAUAAUCGAACAAGAGAGACAACAGAGUACAUAGCAAAGUGGAGAUGGAAACUCUUUCACUGUUGAUCAUCAGAACAGUUUGUGCCAUGGCCGUUGUGGCUGCGUUGAGCACUCUGUUUCGGCUAUACAACAGUACAUGGAAGAGCUCGGAGAGGCUGCGGAAGAGGCUGAACAUGCAAGGCAUCGGUGGGCCGCCGCCUUCCCUUCUCUAUGGGAACGUCCCGGAGAUGCAGAGGAUACAGACGAGGGCUGCUCUCGACGACAAGGCCUCCGCAUGUUCCCGCCAACGGGGCGGAGGAGAGUUUGUCGCUCAUGACUACACCUCCACCCUCUUCCCCUACUUCGAACAGUGGAGGAAAGAAUACGGUCCGGUGUACACUUACUCGACCGGGGCUAGGCAGCACUUGUACAUAAACCAGCCAGAGCUAGUGAAGGAACUUAACCAGUGCUUCACUCUGCUGGGGAAGCCUUCCUAUCUGACCAAGAGGCUUGCUCCCAUGCUUGGGAAUGGCAUUCUUAGGUCCAAUGGCCCUUCCUGGGCCCAGCAGAGGAAGAUCGUUGCCCCCGAGUUCUUCAUGGACAAAGUUAAGGGGAUGGUGGGCUUAAUGGGAGAGUCAGCACAGCAAUUGCUUAGGAGUUGGGAUGAGAGAAUAGAGGCAGCAGCGGCAGAAGGUGGAAAGGCAGCAGCAGACAUUAGAGUAGAUGAGGAUCUGAGGGAAUUCUCAGCAGAUGUGAUCUCUAGAGCUUGUUUCGGCAGUUCGUACUCCAAAGGCAAAGAGAUCUUCUCCAAGCUUAGGAGCCUCCAGAUGAUCAUCUCCAAGCAGAGUUUUCUCUUUGGCCACAACUUCUUCGGGUUUCUCCCGGCAAAGAAGUCAAGGGAAGUGAACAACUUGGAGAAAGAAAUCGAGUCGCUGAUAUGGAAGGUCAUAGAAGAGCGCGAGCGUGAGUGCUCAGACAAGGAUCUGAUGCAGAUGAUAAUGGAGGGAGCUGUAUAUAGCGAUCAGGGCCUUGACAAGGACCUCUUUAGGCGGCAGUUCAUAGUCGAUAACUGCAAGAACAUCUACUUUGCUGGCCACGAGGCCACGGCUGUGGCCGCAUCCUGGUGCCUGAUGCUGCUUGCGCUCCACCCUGAGUGGCAGCAACGUGUCAGGGAGGAGGUGAGACGGGUCUUUGGGGGAGGCAACAUUCUGGACCCAGAGUCACUAACGCAGUUGAAAACGGUGACAAUGGUGAUUCAGGAAGCCCUCCGCCUGUACCCCCCGGCAGCAUUUGUAUCGAGGGAGGCACUAGAAGACACGAAAGUCGGCAACAUAAUAGUCCCCAAAAAUGUGUGCAUAUGGACUCUGAUCCCGACCCUCCACCGAGAUCCGGACAUAUGGUGGCCCGAUGCAAACAAGUUCAAGCCCGAGAGGUUCGUGGACGGCGUCUCGAAAGCGUGCAAGUAUCCCCAGGCCUAUAUCCCAUUCGGGCUGGGACCUCGACUGUGCCUAGGCCGGAACUUUGCCAUGGUCCAACUGAAGGUAGUCCUGUCCCUCAUUGUAUCCAGAUAUAGUUUCUGCCUGUCUCCGAAAUAUCAACACUGCCCUGCCUAUAGGAUGAUUGUAGAACCUAAGCACGGCGUUCAUCUUCUGAUUCAGAAAAUCCAAGCAGGUCCUGGCAGCCUCGUAACUAACAUACCUUCGGCAACUCUUUAACAGCUUGAAUUGUCGCAUUGAUUGCUGUAAAGUCUGAGUUCGGGUCAUAGCACGCUUCUCAUAUAUCUGGUCACAACUUUGCUAUUUGUCAUGCGUGAUGAUAAGACUAAAUUCAAGGUAAUGAAUUCUAAUUUGAUCGUCUGAAA
This is a messenger RNA of Punica granatum (pomegranate), 2064 nucleotides long. Lineage: Eukaryota; Viridiplantae; Streptophyta; Magnoliopsida; Myrtales; Lythraceae. The record is from RefSeq and is a predicted model, not a curated record.